This is a messenger RNA of Nerophis lumbriciformis (worm pipefish), 3851 nucleotides long. RefSeq names its product phospholipase C, delta 1a (gene plcd1a). Gene Ontology annotation, molecular function: phosphatidylinositol-4,5-bisphosphate phospholipase C activity; calcium ion binding. Gene Ontology annotation, biological process: intracellular signal transduction; lipid metabolic process. Lineage: Eukaryota; Metazoa; Chordata; Actinopteri; Syngnathiformes; Syngnathidae. The record is from RefSeq and is a predicted model, not a curated record. Gene Ontology annotation, cellular component: plasma membrane.
GGAAGUGUGUGCGCGCGCACAUGGACGCGUCUUGUGAGGACUUGUCGGAGGGUCGCUGGGCGCGUUAAGGACUGAGAAGAUAGGAGACAUGUUUUGUUUGAAAAGUCAACCUAAACGGACGCCGGCUGAAGAAGCGGCGUGGGCGAAGCGUGCGAGGAAAGUUGCGCAAGCGAACGGAAAACGUCUCGGUUUAGAGAAUGAUGGGGAUCUGAACUUCCUGUUGAUCGGCGGGUUCCUGACCAAAGUGAGGUCGCGGUCCUGGCAGAAGACUCGCUUGUACCGCCUGCAGGAGGACUGCAAGACCGUCUGGCACGAGUCCGAAAAGGUCGUCAACCGUAAACAGACCUUCUCCAUCGACGAGGUGGAGUCGGUGCGUCACGGCCGCCGGUCAGAAGGUCUCAGCAAGCACACCGACCCCGCCGAGGAGGCUCGCUGCUUCUCCAUCGUCUUCAGGGGCAGGAAGAAGGUUCUGGACCUGAUGGCCAGCGACCCCCAGGAGGCGGAGCAGUGGGUCAAAGGUCUCAACAAGGUCAUCAGCAACGUGCGCGGCCUGAGCCGGCAGCAGAAGAGCGAGCACUGGAUCAUCAGCUGCAUGCGCAAAGCCGACAAGAACGAGGACAACAAAAUGAACCUGAAGGAGCUGAAGCGCUUCCUGGGCCACAUCAACAUCGAAGUGGACAACGCCUACGCCGAGGAACUCUUCAAGAAAUGCGACCAUUCCAACUCGGGCUCCUUGGAGGACGAUGAGAUCCGCCACUUCUACGAGCUGCUGACCCAGCGGGAGGAGAUCGACGUCAUCUACGGCAAGUACGCCGGGACGGACGGGCAGAUGAGCGUCAAAGACCUGCUCAACUUCCUGCUGAACGAGGAGCGGGAGGCGGCCACCACGGUGGGCGCGCUGAGGCUCAUCGACAAAUACGAGGUGGACGAAACAGCCAAGCAGAGGAAGCACAUGAGCAAAGAUGGCUUCCUGAUGUACCUGCAGCAUGACGACUGCUCCAUCUUUAACCCCGCCCACAAGAAGGUGUACCAGGACAUGACGCAGCCGCUGCACCACUACUACAUCUCCUCCUCCCACAACACCUACUUGACCAAGGACCAGCUCAAAGGACCCAGCAGCACUGAGGCCUACAUCAGAGCUCUGAUGAAGAGUUGCCGCUGUGUGGAGUUGGACUGCUGGGACGGCGCCAACGGAGAGCCCGUCGUCUUUCACGGCUACACGCUCACCUCCAAAAUCUUUUUCAGAGACGUCAUCAAAGCCAUCAAAGACUACGCCUUCAAGACCUCGGAGUAUCCUGUCAUUCUGUCUUUGGAGAACCACUGCAGUCUGCCCCAGCAGAGACUCAUGGCCCAUCACAUGAUCUCCAUUUUGGGGGACGCCUUGGUCACCAAGCCCAUCGGGAGCAACUGGCCCACCACCUUCCCUUCACCUGAGGAGCUGAAGGGCAAGAUCCUGGUGAAAGGAAAGCGCCUCAACAACCCGGCCAUGGAGGAGGACACGGUGUCUGAGGAGGACGAGGCUGCGGAGGUGGAGGGCGAACAGGAAGUCAAACAAAAGAAAUCCAAGAUCAAACUGGCCAAGGAACUUUCCGACAUGGUGGUCUACUGCAAGAGCGUCCACUUCAAUGGCUUCGAACACGCCAGAGACAACCUGAACUUCUACGAGAUGUCUUCCUUCAAGGAGAGCAAAGCCUUCAACCUGGCUAACAACUCAGCCUCCGCCUUCAUCCAUCACAACAUGGACAAGCUGAGCAGGAUCUACCCUGCAGGCUCCAGGACCGACUCCUCCAACUACAACCCGGUGGCCAUGUGGAACGCUGGCUGUCAAAUAGUGGCCCUCAACUUCCAGACCCCCAAGAAGGAGAUGCACAUCAACCAGGGCCGCUUCUUACCCAACGGGGCGUGCGGGUACAUCCUCAAAGAGGACUUCCUGAGGGACCCGUCCUCCGACUUUGACCCCAGCGUGCUCUCCAGGGGGCCGUGGCUGAGACCCAAGAUGCUGAAUGUCAUGGUGAUCUCAGCUCAGCAGCUACCGAAACUCAACGAGGAGAAGCAGAAGUCCAUCGUGGACCCCCUGGUGAGAGUGGAGGUCUACGGCGUGCCGGCGGACAACGCCAGCAAGCAGACGCACUACAUCGAGAACAACGGGUUCAACCCCGUGUGGAACGAGCGGUUCGAGUUCAGCGUCCUGGUUCCUGAUCUGGCCCUGGUGAGGUUCGUGGUGGAGGACCACGACACCACGUCACAGAACGAUCUGGUGGGACAUUACUGCCUCCCACUCACAAGUCUGCAGAACGGUUAUCGCCACGUUCCGCUUCUCAACAAGAACGGUGACGUCAUCGCCGCGUCCGGGCUCUUCGUGCACGUCAUGCUCUUGGACGCCGAGUCGUGAAAAAAAGGUGCAAGUGAACACGUUUGUCACUUGUGUUACGAAACAAUGGCUGUUGCCAUGCAAACGAUAACGAAACCAAAAUGAACAAACGAGGAGUUGUUGUGUGGGCUGGAAAGGAAGACGACGAAGAAAUGAUUUAAUUUAUGCUGACUUUUUAAUAACUUUUUAUUAUUUCAACUGGCCAUGAAAGCAAAUAUUAAAUAUCAGAAGAACAACACAAAGAACAACAUUUUUUUUUCAUUAUAUUCUGUCAUUCAUAAUUAUUCAUAAUAACUUUAUUUUAACGCACAAUUUGACCGUCUCAAAUAAAAACAUGCCAACAAGUGCGUUUUGAGUGCUUAUUUGAUGAAAUAUUAGGUCACUACAUGAGUGGGAGUGCUCCAAUGCUGAAGUUGAACUGAAAUACUGACAGAAAGUAGUAUGAAUGUAAGAAUAGUUUGAAUUUCCAGGAAAAUCGGGAAAUUGGUUUGGAACUUGGGAAAGUGUUAGUUGGACGAGUGGAAUGUGUUGAAGGUGGAAUGGUGUGAAUAGCUUGAAAAAUGUGGGAAUUGUGGAAGUUUGAAAAACGGAUAAAUCAUUUUGAAUGGGAAAAUGUCCCUGAAAACUGGAAAUUCUUGGAAAUGCGGGAAUUUUUUUUAAACUGUUGAAGGAGGGCUGAAUAUUUUGGAGUUGGAACGGUUUGAAUCAGAUUUAAAAAAAUGUGGGAGUUGUGGAACUUUGAAAAAUGUCCCAUUCUUUUCAAUGGGAAUUUCAUGGAAAUUUGGGGAUCUCGGGAAAAGCGGGAAUUUUUUGGAAAAUUGGAAAAGACUUGAACGUUCUGAAUGAGUCGAAAUGGUUGGUGUUGGAAUUUUUCAAAUUGGUCGAGAAAUUUUGAAGUAGUGACAUUUUUAAUUGAGAAGUGGUAAUAAAGAAUUCCAGGAAUUUCGGGAAAACCGGGAAUUUUUCCAGUUCAAAAAACAACUUUGCUUUUUGUCCUGAUUAAGAAGAAUGUUUUGACGGUGGAACGAUUCAAGUGGGUUGAAAAAUGUGGAAGGAGUCGUCACCAGAAAAAAGGGUGGAAAUAGGGCUUUGGAAAACCAGGAAUUCUGGAAAAUCCUGGAAUUUUUUUGAACUUGAAAAAACAAUAGUUUGAAUUUCCAGGAUGGGUGCAAUAUGUUGAAGGUGGAAUGGUUUGAACAGGUUGAAAAAUGUGGAAAUGGUGGAAGUUUGAAAAAUGUCAAAAUCAUUUUGAAUGGGAAAAAUGUCCCUGAAAACUGGAAAUGAUUGGAAAUCCGGGAAUUUUUUUUUUAAAUCGUUGAACGAGGGCACACAAUUUUGAACAGUCUGAACAUUUUGGAGUAGGAACGGUUUGAAUCCGAUAAAAAAAUGUGGGAGUUGUGGACUUUGAAAAAUGUCCCAUUCUUUUCAAUGGGAAUUUCAUGGAAAUUUGGGAAUCUCGGGAAAAGCGGGACUUUUUUGG